Cydia splendana is the source of this 1758-nucleotide messenger RNA. RefSeq names its product gastrula zinc finger protein xFG20-1-like. Gene Ontology annotation, cellular component: nucleus. Gene Ontology annotation, biological process: regulation of transcription by RNA polymerase II. NCBI's taxonomy places the organism in Eukaryota, Metazoa, Arthropoda, Insecta, Lepidoptera, Tortricidae. Gene Ontology annotation, molecular function: DNA-binding transcription factor activity, RNA polymerase II-specific; RNA polymerase II transcription regulatory region sequence-specific DNA binding; zinc ion binding. The transcript is spliced from 6 exons. The record is from RefSeq and is a predicted model, not a curated record. The coding region runs from base 51 to 1700 and encodes 549 amino acids.
UCCAUUUAUUAGCUUGUAAACUGGUGAAAUUGUCUAAAAAUACUUGUAAUAUGGACUCCAUUCAAACGUUAUACGGCAAGUGCCGUUGCUGUCUGAAGGCAGGCGAGCAUCGCGACGUUCUUAAAGAAUAUCACUGCGAUGGAACUCGCGAAGUAUACUUCGAUAUAUUCCUGGAAUGUUUCAAUGUUUUUCUCUCAACAUCAGGUGACAGUUGUAACCUGAUUUGUGUGAACUGUAUCCAGAGAUUGCGAGACGCCAAUGACUUCCGCAAAAUGGUGGUUGAGGCAGAGAAGCAACUGCAAUCAGUGAAAGAUCCCCCAGACCUCGAGGUAAAACAAGAAGGUUUAGAAGUGAAGCAGGAGCCCGCAGAUGAUCAUGACUACAUGGACACAGACAACAAAGACUUUGAUCCCGACAACGACGACACUCUUGCCCGCGACGAAGCUCGCCUCUUGGCUCGAUUCCCGACUCUGCGCGCUCUGCCCACCAGGGAUACACUGUAUGAUGUGUGCCCUCGAUACGUGAUGCAUCUCGACAUGUUGAGGGGAAAGAAAACUCGCUCAAAAGACAUAGAAGAACUACUAAAACUGGAGGCUGAAAUGGAAACCAAGCAGAAAAGCGACCAACGCUACGUCACCGAGAAAGCCGCUCACAUCCACAACGCACAGCUGAUUUUGGAGCACUCGAAUGUUACUGCUUUCAAGGGUAAAAGUAGAGUUGGACUACCCUGUUUCUACUGCAAAGACAUCUUCGACAACAUAAAAGAAUUAAGAACACACCAAAAAGAACACAAGAAAAGUGACAUGAAGAAAUCCCUGAAUUCCCUAAGCCCUUACUGUAUUAUUAUAAAUGUGGACAUAACAGACUUAAAGUGUACCUUAUGUGACUCUAGCUUAAAUACUUUAAAAGACUUUAAGUGUCAUCUAGAAUCAAAACAUAGUAAAAAGUUUUACACCGAGUACGAAGACAGAGUAAUACCAUUCAAAGUACCUAUGGAUAAUAAUCAUAUUUGCCAAAUAUGUGGUUUGAAGUUUGAGACUUUAGGAUCAUUAGAAAGACAUAUGAACGGACAUUUUAGAAAUUAUAUAUGUGAUGAGUGCGGGGCGGGGUUUGUAACUAGCUAUAGAUUAAAAAUGCAUAUGAAAACUAUGCACGUCGAAGGUACUUUCCAAUGUGAAACUUGUAAAAAGGUGUUUUCGUCACAUCAGAAGCAUAAAAGUCAUGUAGAUACAGUGCAUAAAAUGAUAAAGCGCUUUAAAUGUACUAAAUGUUCAGAGCGGUUCACGGAUUAUUUUAAACGACAUCAACAUUUAGUUGAAAAACAUGGUCAAGCCGAAUUACAAUAUAAAUGUAAUGUUUGUGAUAAAGUAUAUGCAAGGAGAUACAUGCUAUCUCGACAUAUGAAGCGAGACCAUUUGGAAGAGCGCUAUUUUCAAUGUGAGAUAUGUAGUAAUAAAUUCUUUGCUCAGCGAGAUUUGGAAUCGCAUAUGGUUAAGCAUACGGGGGCUAGGAUUUUUGAAUGUGCGGUGUGUAAAAAAGCAUAUGCGAGGAAGAAAACGUUGACUGAACAUAUGAGAAUACAUAAUAAUGAUAGGAGAUUUUCUUGUACGGUUUGUGGGCAGGCUUUCGUACAGAAUUGCAGUUUGAAAGGGCAUAUGAAGACCCAUCAUCCUGAGUAUGUAAGCUUUGGAGAAAAAUGAAGUUUGGUGAAAAUUGUUGUUACUAUGUAUUGGAUAUAUUUAUUUAUGUAUCUGCUAA